AUGUGCCCGUUCAAGAAACUGUUCAAACCCGCCGCAACCCCGCAGCAACACGCGGCCGAGAGUUCGCGGUCAUCCUCGCCCAGUCAGGCGCCCACCGUUUCCUUCCCCGACGGCGUGAAGGUGCUCCACGACAAUUCUGAGGCGACGGUCGACAUCUGCUUCGUGCAUGGCCUGACCGGCAAUCGCGACACCACGUGGACGGCCCAAGGCCAAUCCCAACCGUGGCCGCUGGCUCUGCUGGCACCGCAGCUCCGAAGCGCACGCAUCUUGACCUACGGCUACGAUGCGUAUGUAGUGAAGAGGUCGGUCGCGUCGUCAAACCGACUAAUUGAUCAUGCUUCUAAUCUCCUCAACGACCUGACCACCGACCGAGCGAGCCAUGAUGCCUCCGAUCGUCCCCUCAUCUUCGUGGCGCAUAGCCUGGGCGGGCUGGUGUGUAAAGAAUCGAUCCUCCAGUCGCGGAACAACCCUGAAGGCCAUUUGAAAAAGAUGUUCGAGUGUAUAAAAGGGGUCAUCUUCAUGGGGACGCCACACACGGGCAGCUGGAUGGCCGACUGGGCGAGACUGCCGGCAUCGGCUCUGGGAAUGGUCAAGUCCACGAACAAGUCCUUGCUUAAGGUCUUAGAGACGGAUGAUCAGCUGCUAGAGUCGAUCCAACUACGAUUCUUAGGUAUGGUCCGAGAUUUGAGAGAAAGUAACCGGCGGCUCGAGGUGACGUGCUUCUUUGAGGAGCUCCCGCUCCCGGUGGUAGGGAAGGUGGUGUCGAAGGAGUCGGCUACGUUUGCCGGAUACAAUCCGAUCAGCAUCCACGCCAACCACAGUGAUAUGGUUAGGUUUGUCUCUCCGGAAGAGACGGGUUUCAAACGAGUCAUAGGCGAGCUCUCACGGUGGGAAAUGGAGUUACGGUCAUCCACCCAGAAUGAGGCCAGCUCUUCGACUGAGCCAAGACCUUCAUCGUCUCGCAAAGCGAUAUUUACGGUGCCCUUCGAACCCGACCCUCAUUUUAUCUCCCGAGAGUCCAUCUUAUCAUCCAUCGCUCAGCAGCUCGAACAGCAUCGGCGGGCGAUUCUAUGCGGGAUGGGCGGGAUCGGGAAAUCACAAAUUGCCAUCGCCUAUGCGUAUCAGUACCGCCAAGAGCAUCCGCGCAGCCACGUCCUCUGGAUAUAUGCGGCCACAAGAAGUCGGUUUGUACAGGCAUGCCAGCAAAUGGCACGAAAAUUGAAAUUACCCAGAUGUGAGGAUCCGAAAAUAGAUGCCUGUGAGCUGGUAGCAGCGUGGUUGGAUGACGAGGAGAAUGGGCCGUGGCUCCUGAUCGUCGACAAUGCUGAUAAUGCUAAUCUCAUGCUGGGUGUCAUGCCUUCUGAUGAGACUCACAUGGACGAGGACACCCUGACGAAGCCGUUAAUGGACUACCUACCUCGUACGCUAGAUCUCUCGAGACGGUUGUUGAUUACGACGCGAUAUAACGACGUGGCGGAUGGCCUCCGACAGAGCGCGUUACCUAUCUCCGUAGGGCCUUUUUCAUUGCCAGAAGCAAGGUCGCUGCUACGGCGAAAAAUCACCAAGGAGAGGGCCGGGCCUGCCGACGAGACUGUGGACGAGCUCCUUACAUCGCUCGCGUACAUACCGCUAGCGAUCACACAAGCGGCGGCUUUUAUCAACCGCAACAUGAUGACACUUGCGGACUAUUUAAGGGGGUUCCAGACCAGCGAGUCGGAGCGGAUGAGGCAAUUAAGCAUCGAACUGCAGGAUCCUCGACGGGAGCGCGGGUUUCCUAGUUCCGUGUUCCGAACGUGGAGACUGUCUUUCGACCAGAUGCGACAACGUGAUCCCGCCGCGGCCAGACUCCUUACAUUUCUAGCGUUUUUGGAUGGGCAGUCCAUUCCGCUGACGUUGGUGCAGUAUACGCAGACCGCGGAGGCAGAUUGGCGCCAGGCGUUAGGCACGGUGGCAGGAUACUCGUUGGUGGUGUCGGCGGCGAAUGAGACGAUCUCGAUCCACCCCCUCGUGCAGGAGUCAGUGCGGUAUUGGUUGGAGCAGCAGAAGGAGAAGGAGGCGAGCGUGGAGCAAGCGGUGCAGGUGCUGGCCGCCCGCUUUCCCACGGGAGAGUACAGUAAUUGGAUCGUGUGCCAGACACUCCUCCCUCAUGCACAGGCGGCACUGCGUCACCAAGGCCGGGGUAUUCUCAGUGAAAGUCGACGCCUUCUCCAGUACCUUGUUUCGUGGUUCCUCUUGGCAUCCGGAAAGUAUGAGACUGCCUUUGAACAUGUGUCAGAGUCGUAUGAGAUCUUGAUGGGUCUAUAUGGAGACGAGGAACCGGUAAGUCUUGAUAGCCUCGCACGGAUGGCGUUGGUACUACCAUAUCGAGGGAAGUACGAGGAGGCGGAGGCGAUAAAUCGACGGGUGCUAGCGGGAAGGGAGAAGGAGCUAGGGGUGGAUCAUCCCUCGACGUUGACGAGCGUACAUCAUCUAGCGUUAGUACUACAAGAUCGAGGGAAGUACGAGGAGGCGGAGGCGAUGAUUCGACGGGCGCUGGCGGGAAGGGAGAAGGAGCUAGGGGUGGAUCAUCCCUCGACGUUGACGAGCGUACAUCAUCUAGCGUUAGUACUACAAGAUCGAGGGAAGUACGAGGAGGCGGAGGCGAUGAAUCGACGGGCGCUGACGGGAAGCGAGAAGGAGCUAGGGUUGGAUCAUCCCGACACGUUGUUGAGCGUGUAUAGUCUGGCUCAUCUACUCGAUGUCCAGCAAGAUUUCCAGCAAGCUAUGGAUCUCUAUGAAACUGCUAUCACUGGCUUUGAUAGCGUGCUGGGGCCAGAUCAUCCUACCACGGCGGCUUGUCGGGAACAUCUAUCGUCGCUGUUGAGGAGGAUGGCAUGA
Molecule: messenger RNA, 2877 nt
Organism: Fonsecaea nubica
Lineage: Eukaryota; Fungi; Ascomycota; Eurotiomycetes; Chaetothyriales; Herpotrichiellaceae
Exons: 3
Coding region: 1-2877 (958 amino acids)
Molecular function (GO): protein binding
Source: RefSeq, a predicted model, not a curated record